This is a messenger RNA of Orbilia oligospora ATCC 24927, 2235 nucleotides long. RefSeq lists its product as uncharacterized. Gene Ontology annotation, molecular function: RNA binding. The transcript has 4 exons. NCBI's taxonomy places the organism in Eukaryota, Fungi, Ascomycota, Orbiliomycetes, Orbiliales, Orbiliaceae. The coding region runs from base 1 to 2235 and encodes 744 amino acids. Gene Ontology annotation, cellular component: ribonucleoprotein complex. The record is from RefSeq and is a predicted model, not a curated record.
AUGCCUUCUGAUACCUCCUCUCCAGCCCUCCCACCCCCCGCCUUGGAUACUAAUGGAGCUGCAAAUGCCCCGGAGUCUCCCACUCCUACCUCUGCCGCUGAUGUGGUGCAAACACCCACCGCAUCCGGCUCAACAAAUGCACCUCAUUCGGCUUCCCUCUAUGUUGGGGAAUUGGAUCCCUCUGUCACCGAGGCUAUGCUCUUUGAGCUAUUCUCUUCCAUCGGUCAGGUGGCUUCUAUCCGCGUCUGCCGUGAUGCUGUUACGCGGAGGUCUCUUGGAUACGCUUAUGUCAACUACAACAACACCGCAGAUGGUGAACGAGCCCUCGAAGAGCUCAACUAUACCUUGAUCAAGGGCCGUCCCUGCAGAAUAAUGUGGUCGCAGCGUGACCCAGCCCUUCGUAAAACAGGCCACGGAAACGUAUUUAUCAAAAACCUCGAUAUAGCCAUUGAUAAUAAAGCUUUGCAUGAUACGUUUGCAGCUUUUGGAAACAUCCUCUCCUGCAAGGUCGCACAGGACGAGAAUGGGAAUUCCAAAGGAUAUGGUUUUGUUCACUACGAAACAGCAGAGGCCGCUACCAAUGCCAUCAAGCAUGUUAAUGGCAUGCUCUUGAAUGAAAAAAAGGUCUAUGUCGGACAUCAUAUCCCAAAAAAGGAACGCCAAAGCAAGUUCGACGAGAUGAAGGCGAACUUUACCAAUGUUUACGUCAAGAAUAUUGACCCAGAAGUUUCAGAUGACGAGUUCCGUACACUUUUCGAAAAUUUUGGUCAAAUCACAUCCGCCAGUCUAGCCCGUGAUGGUGACAGCGGAACGUCGCGAGGGUUUGGGUUUGUUAACUUCUCAUCGCACGAGGCCGCCGCCGCCGCCGUCGAUGCACUACACGAAACGGAACUCAAGGGCCAAGCACUCUUCGUUGGUCGAGCGCAGAAGAAACACGAGAGAGAGGAAGAGCUUCGUAAGCAAUAUGAAGCUGCCCGCAUCGAAAAGGCAAGCAAGUAUCAAGGGGUCAAUCUUUAUGUCAAAAACCUUGACGAUGAAAUUGAUGAUGAGAGGCUUCGGCAAGAAUUUUCGCCGUAUGGGACAAUCACAAGUGCAAAAGUUAUGCGGGAUUCGUUAGAUAGUCCGAAAGAGAAAGAUGGGGAAGAGAGUAAGGUAGGCGAGCCCGAGGAAAAGGCGACGGAUAAAAAACAAGGCAAGAGUAAAGGAUUCGGGUUUGUCUGCUUCAGCAAUCCCGAUGAAGCAUCUAAGGCCGUCGCAGAGAUGAACCAGCGUAUGGUAAAUGGAAAACCGUUGUAUGUCGCUCUUGCCCAACGCAAAGACGUACGCAAAAGCCAGCUCGAAGCCUCUAUUCAACAGCGAAAUCAAAUCCGGAUGCAACAAGCUGCUGCCGCUGCUGGAAUGCCACCACAACCAUACCUAUCCGCACCACUCUAUUACCAACCAGGAGCACCAGGAGUUCAACCUCCUUUCCUAGCGGGGCCUGGUGGUCCCGGCGUUCCGCCAAACAGGCUUCCUUUCCCCCCACAGCAGGCCGGAAUGAUGAUAUCCGGGGCUGGUAGAGCGAGCGGCAACUGGCCGCCCAGUGCAAACCCAUCCGGAGGGAACAGAAACGGAACACAAGGUCAACCGGCUCCAAUUUAUGGAAUGACAGGCCAAGGCGGCCCUGGCGGUCAAUUUGGCUAUGCCCAAGCAUUUAACCAGGCCCAACUAGCAGCAAUGAACCCAGCAGCUCGAGGUGCCCCACAACUAGGUCUAAAUCCGGGGAGGGGUCUUUCUAGCGGAGGUGUCAACCAGCAGAUGGGGCAUCAACAACGUGGACCGCUAGGUCGAGGAGUCGCGCCAUCGCAAGGCAGGGGAUAUCACAGUGACCAGGCGUCACAAGGUGCACCGCCUCAAUUAGCUAACUUAAACAAUCUACCACCUCAACAACAGAAGCAAGUGCUUGGUGAAGCCCUGUAUCCGCGUAUUCACGCUAUCAAUCCCCAGCUAGCAGGCAAAAUCACAGGGAUGCUCCUAGAGAUGGAUAAUAAUGAGUUGCUCAAUUUGAUUAAGGACGACUCAGCACUCCGAAACAAGGUUGACGAAGCGCUUUCGGUCUAUGACGAAUAUGUAAAGUCGAAAGCUACCGACGACACUCCCGCCACACCUAGUGCCCAAGCUGAUACAGCAAAGCCAUCAGAAGAAGUUCCCGCUCCCAAAGAAGAUACUAAAGAGUCUCCCACAACUCAGGGGUAA